CAAAAAUCCGAACGCGUAGAAGAGAAGGCCAGCCAUAUCCGAUUCAAUUUGAAGCUAUCAAGUCAAAGACGGCUAAUUCUGUAUAUAAAAAUACUACUAUAUAUUUACCUGUUAUUCCGACUUUGUUCAUCAGAUUUUGUGUUACAGAAUCAUCUUCUUCAAAUUCAGCGAUUAAAAACAAUAAUGGGAUUGAAGGAUACGUUUUAUAUCUCCCAUGGAUCUCCCACUCUGCCCAUAGACAGUUCCAUUCCGGCGACGCAGUUCUUGAAGAAGUGGAAGGAGGUUUACCCUGAAAGACCCUCCGCCAUCCUCGUCAUUUCCGGCCACUGGGACACUGCCGUCCCCUCCGUCAACGUCGUUAAGCGCAACGACACCAUCUACGACUUCUAUGGCUUUCCCAAAGAAUUGUACAAGCUUAAGUACCAACCACCUGGAGCACCACAAUUGGCAAAGAGGGUGAAGGAGCUGCUGCAACAAGCAGGAUUCAGCCGUGUGGAUGAAGACAAAAAGAGAGGGCUUGACCAUGGAGCAUGGGUUCCACUCAUAUUGAUGUACCCUGAAGCUGAUAUCCCAGUCUGUCAACUAUCUGUUCAAUCUGAUCAGGAUGGGACUUACCACUAUAACAUGGGAAAGGCAUUGGCUUCUCUCAAGGAUGAAGGCGUACUCAUAAUGGGUUCUGGAAGUGCAGUUCAUAACUUGAGAGCACUCAAGAUUCAACCUAACCCACCUGUUGCUUCCUGGGCCAAAGAAUUUGAUGACUGGUUAAUCAGUUCUCUCCUUGAAGGAAGAUAUGAAGAUGUGAAUCAUUAUGAAGAGAAGGCACCUCAUGCAAAAAUGGCUCAUCCAUGGCCAGAUCAUUUUUUCCCAUUGCAUGUUGCACUGGGAGCUGCUGGUGAAAAUGCCAAGGCCAAGCUCAUCCACAGUGGCAUUGAAAUGGGAACUCUCUCUUAUGCCUCUUUCCAGUUCACAUCGGCAUCCUCCUCCUGAGCUCUUUCACUUAACUAAUGAACUCAUUUCCAGUGUUGUUGGACUUGCUGCUGAUGUUUGUUGUUGUAUUUGCCUAUCUGUAAAUUGUACUUUUGUUUCUGUGGUGUUUAUCAGUAUUGAUUUAUAAAUAAAAUGAAUUAUUGUGGUUCUGAAUAAAAGGAAAUUUUAAGAACUUUCUUCUUGGAA
Prosopis cineraria is the source of this 1173-nucleotide messenger RNA. Its product is annotated as extradiol ring-cleavage dioxygenase-like. The record is from RefSeq and is a predicted model, not a curated record. The transcript has 3 exons. Lineage: Eukaryota; Viridiplantae; Streptophyta; Magnoliopsida; Fabales; Fabaceae. Bases 184 to 987 code for a protein of 267 amino acids. Gene Ontology annotation, molecular function: ferrous iron binding; zinc ion binding; oxidoreductase activity, acting on single donors with incorporation of molecular oxygen.